Messenger RNA from Echinostoma caproni, 585 nucleotides. NCBI's taxonomy places the organism in Eukaryota, Metazoa, Platyhelminthes, Trematoda, Plagiorchiida, Echinostomatidae. The record is from the annotation of a GenBank genome assembly.
AUGCAGCUUACCGUGGAGGCAAUUGAUCCAUCAGCACAAAUUGGUCUGGACAAUUACCGUGGGUUUCUGGACAUUUAUUGCAUGCGUGAAGUUUUAACGGCAUUCAGUCCAGGACGUGCAGUUCGGUUCAAAGCAGUCCAUAACCGAUCACGCAAGGCUCGGUUCCAGGUGAAAAUAGAACGGACACAUUUGGCACGAAUCGUGGUGAAAUUGCCCAAACUCACAAUACCAAUAUCAGACCGCAUGGCAGUGCCCAACUUUGAAUUCGUUUCCAAGGACGUGAUCACACAGAAGUAUUUGCGAGAACUUUCAAAGAAACUCCCAGGUGACACGUGGCGUCGACUUGGAAUGGCACUGGACCUGCCACGAGCCCGAAUUCAGGCAAUUGGUGGGAAAUCCGCGUCGGCUGUGGAAGACUAUGCGUAUGCUAUGUUCCUUUCAUGGAUCAAAACGCUACCGGUCUCGGCUGAUCGUGUAAACCUUCUCCAUCAAGGACUGAUGGCUAUCGGUCGAAGCGAUCUGGCGACGGAGUUGCGCCAGCUCACCGCAGAUUACGUACACGACGGAUCGGAUACCAGUACAUGA